Messenger RNA from Rotaria sordida, 1302 nucleotides. Lineage: Eukaryota; Metazoa; Rotifera; Eurotatoria; Philodinida; Philodinidae. The record is from the annotation of a GenBank genome assembly.
AUGAAAAAGACACGAGAUCAAUGUAUAUUUGGUCAAUCAUUAGAAGAUACUUAUAAAUAUUCUCGAGAUAAAACUUCAUUUGUGCCUUUAAUUGUCCGACAAUGUUGUGAAUAUUUACUUGAACAUGGUUUAACAUUUGUUGGUUUAUUUAGAAUACCCGGUAAACAAUCUACAAUAAAAGAAUUACGUGAUAUGUAUGAUCGUGGUUUAUUAGUUGAAUUAAAAAGUUCUUAUUCACCUGCAACAAUAUCUUCAUUAUUAAAAACUUAUUUACAAUCAUUACCUGAACCAAUAAUUCCAAUAAAAUAUUUUGAUGAAUUUCUUGAAAUAGGUUCACGUUUUAAAUAUAAUCAAACAAAUGAUUUAUAUCGUUUAAAACAAUUAAUAGAAAUUAAUCUUACAAAUAUACAUCAUGCUAUUUUAGCAUAUUUAUGUUUAUUUUUAAAAAAAAUAACUGAUCAUGCUCAAAUAACUAAAAUGGAUACAGAUAAUUUAGCUGUCGUUUUUGGUAAUAAUCUUAUUCGACCAGCAGAUGAUCUUGAUCUUAAUAUGCUUAAAGGACAUAGUUUUAAUUUACUUCCAUUAAUUAAAGUAUUCAUCGAUCAUAGUGAAUAUCUCUUUUCGAAUAAUUCAAUAAAUCAAUUUCAUGAUUCAUAUGAACAAACAAAUGAAUCAAUAACAAAAUCAAGUGGAUUUUCAUCAUUUUCAUCAUUAUUAUCAUCAAAUGAUCAUUUAUUAUCAACAAAAUCUCGUUCAACAUCAUUACCAUCAUUAUAUAAAGGAACAUUUUCAUCAAUUGAUAGUGCAAAUAUAAGUGUAGAAAGUGAAUUAGAAUCUAAUGAUAUUAUACAACAACGAAAAUUAUCUAUUGAAAAACCAUCUAAUCUUACAUCGAAUUAUAUUAAUAAUCAUCAAUUAUCUUUACAAACAAAUCAAAUAAAUUAUAUAACAAUUCAAAAUGAAAUGGAUUUUUUUGAACAUAAAUCAAAUAUUCAACAAAAAAGAUUUGCUAGUACAGAUUUACUUAAUACAAGUGAUAAUAUUCAAGAACAAACUAAACACAAUCCAAGAUCAUUGAAUAAUAUUUUAAUUCAACAAAAACAAACAACCGGUAAAUAGUCAAAGAUUUUACUUGAAUGUUUCGUUUUUUUUUUUUUUUUAUUAUCACAGAUUUUUUUAAAUAUCUUUAGUGUUUCGUUUUGAAUAUAAUACCUCACAUGUAGAAUCCUGCAGGAUAAUCCCAAAUGUUCCGCGAGAGAGAACAAAAGUGAUUUUUCAAUUAUUCGAGACUGUUCUGAAGGA